AGCAAGAGCUUGCUGCUGGUGAUUGCAGUCAGUUCCUUCGCUAGCCACACACUGUGGAAAUACAGCGUGCUCAAUGCGGAGGAACAACGGGAAGAGAGGUGUUAGAUAGAAAAGAGAGGAGUCAAAAAGAACUGGGAACAGAGGAGCAAUUACGCGGCUUUCACUCAUCUCUAAAUGGGCUGGUCCGUAUGAACAAGAGGAGCACCACAGAGGCACAGAGAGGAAGAGGGCAAUUUCUCUCUUCUUGUGACAGCCUGGGGAGCCGUUUCGGGGUGUCAUUGUGACAGCGUUUGCCCUGCAUGUAUUUGAGAGGGAGUGUGUGUAUCUGUCUGCCUGUCAGACUCUGGAGCUGUGGUUGCCUCUUGGAAAGAAAGUGAUCUAUCAUUCUGUUUGGAAAAGGGGAUUUGGAUGGGACGGAUUUUUGGGAAUUCAAGAAAGGCUUAAGGGACACAGUCCUGAUGGGGUCGUAGUGUUUCUCCUCUGCUCUUCUCUCUGUUUUCUCUCUCUCUCUCUUUUCCCCCUUCCUCCUCCCCUUCUAUCUCCACUUUUUCCCGGCGCUGGUGCACAUGCUCAUUAUAGCUGUCCAUUUGGCUGAGACUCCCUCACUCGCUCUCCGUGGCAACCGCUAAUCUCGCAGGGGCAACCGUUCGUUCGCCCAUGGAGAGGGGACUGAGAUGGAUUCCAAAUCACCCCUGGAGACUUUUCCACAUGGUGUCCAUUUCCUGCCCUGCCAAGGGCCACACUUCCCUCCACGGGGCCACUCUUCUGUGUGAUAACCUCUAGAGUACCCAGCGUCCUUCACACCUAAAGACUUUGCAUCAAGCUGGAUUUCUUUUGGGGGGGUGCUAUGGCAACCCGCUCCAUUUGCUGCCACGUUGAAUGAAGAGCGGACUUGGUGCCAUUUUUUUUUCUGUGUGAUACAGCUUCACACAAGUGGAUGUGAGAACUAAAAGACAGGAAAGCCCAUCGGUUCCCAAGAAUUUCCUGCCAAGGAUUCUGUGGCAGGAUGUCUCACACGAGGUGAAUUAUCGUUCCAGGACUAAGCCGGCUUGCAUCCCCCGGGAAUCUUUUGAUAUCGGCUCCUGGUGUCGUCUGAUUCAUUCUGUGGUGGACCAGGCAGCCAGAAGACCAUUCUCCAUGAGGAGCAGUGGAAGAUGCCGGCUCUGCCAGCGCUGCUGCUGUCGAUUUACUUCCUCUUCCUGUUGCUGACCAUGGCCCCGCUCUCUUUCACCCAGGCUCCCGCCCUCUCCUCCGUCAGAAUGGCGGCUAUUUUGGACGACCAGUCGGUGUGUGGUCGAGGGGAGCGGCUGGCGCUGGCUCUGGCCAGGGAGAAUAUCAACAGUGUGUUUGAGGGCCCGUCCAGAGCCCGGGUGGAGGUGGACAUCUUCGAGCUGCAGAAGGACUCCCAGUACGAGACCACCGAUACCAUGUGUCAGAUAUUGCCGAAGGGGGUGGUCUCUGUGAUUGGCCCCGCAUCCAGUCCCGCCUCAGGCUCAACUGUCAGUCACAUCUGUGGGGAGAAGGAGAUCCCUCAUGUGAAGAUAGGCCCGGAGGAGACGCCCAAACUCCCAUACCUCCGCUUCGCCUCGGUCAGCCUCUACCCCAGCAACGAGGACCUGAGCCUGGCUAUAGGGGCCAUCCUCCGCUCCUUCAGCUACCCCACCGCCAGCCUCAUCUGCGCCAAGGCAGAGUGUCUGCUGCGAUUGGAGGAGCUGGUGCGGCGCUUCCUGAUCUCCCGGGAAACGUUGUCUGUCAGGAUGCUGGACGAAAGCCUGGACCCCACCCCCUUGCUGAAGGAGAUCAGAGACGACAAAGUGGCCACUAUCAUCAUCGACGCCAAUGCCUCCAUCUCCUACCUCAUCCUCCAGAAGGCAUCGGAGCUGGGGAUGACGUCAGCAUUUUACAAGUACAUCCUCACCACCAUGGACUUUCCCCUGCUGCGAUUGGACGACGUGGUGGAUGACCAGUCCAACAUCGUGGGUUUCUCCAUGUUCAACAGCAGCCAUCCCUUCUACCUGGAGUUCAUCAGGAGUCUCAACCUGUCCUGGAGGGAGGGCUGUGAACUUAGCCCCUACCCCGGCCCAGCGCUGUCAUCGGCUCUCAUGUUUGAUGCGGUUCAUGUGGUGGUGGGGGCGGUGCGUGAGCUCAACCGGAGUCAGGAGAUUGGAGUGAAGUCACUCAGCUGCACCACUCCUCAAAUCUGGCAGCACGGCACCAGCCUGAUGAACUACCUGCGCAUGGUGGAGUAUGAUGGGUUGACCGGCAGGGUGGAGUUCAACAGCAAAGGCCAGAGGACAAACUAUACCCUGAGGAUCCUGGAGAAGCACCAUGGGGGUCAUAAAGAGAUCGGAAUCUGGUACUCUAACAACACGUUGGCGAUGAACUCGACGUCUCUGGACAUCAACAUGUCGGAGACGUUGGCUAACAAGACGCUCAUCGUCACCACCAUAUUGGAGAACCCGUAUGUGAUGCAUAAGUCCAACUACCAGGAGCUGCAGGGAAACGACCGGUACCAGGGCUUCUGUGUGGACAUGCUAAGAGAGCUGUCAGACAUGUUGAAGUUCUCCUUCAGGAUCAAGCUGGUGGAUGACGGUCUGUACGGAGCGCCUGAACCAAAUGGUUCCUGGACAGGCAUGGUGGGAGAGCUCAUCAAUAGGAAAGCAGACUUGGCGGUAGCUGGGUUCACCAUCACCUCAGAGAGGGAGAAGGUCAUAGAUUUCUCCAAACCCUUCAUGUCUCUGGGCAUCAGCAUCCUGUACAGAGUCCAUUUGGGACGGAAGCCAGGUUAUUUCUCCUUCCUGGACCCGUUCUCUCCAGCCGUGUGGCUCUUCAUGCUGCUGGCCUACCUGGCUGUCAGCUGUGUGCUCUUCCUAGCCGCCAGGUUGAGUCCCUAUGAGUGGUACAACCCUCACCCGUGUCUGAUGGGGCGCAAGGACAUGCUGGAGAACCAGUACACUCUGGGCAACAGCCUGUGGUUCCCCGUGGGAGGCUUUAUGCAGCAGGGCUCUGAGAUUAUGCCCCGCGCCCUGUCCACACGCUGCGUCUCCGGGGUCUGGUGGGCGUUCACUCUAAUCAUCAUCUCCUCCUACACGGCCAACCUGGCAGCUUUCCUUACAGUUCAGAGGAUGGAGGUGCCUAUCGAGUCUCCCGACGACCUGGCUGACCAGACCAACAUCCAGUAUGGUACCAUCCAAGGAGGCUCCACCAUGACCUUCUUCAUGAACUCGCGCUACCAGACGUACCAGCGCAUGUGGAACUACAUGCACUCCAAGCAGCCCAGUGUAUUUGUGAAGAGCACAGAAGAAGGCAUCGCCCGCGUGGUCAACUCUAAAUACGCCUUCCUGCUGGAGAGCACCAUGAACGAGUACCACCGCCGCCUCAACUGUAACCUCACCCAAAUAGGAGGUCUGCUCGACACCAAGGGCUACGGCAUUGGCAUGCCCCUGGGCUCGCCGUUUAAAGAGGAGAUCACUCUGGGGGUGUUGCAGCUGGCAGAGAACAACAGACUGGAGAUCCUGAAGAGGAGGUGGUGGGAGGGGGGGCAGUGCCCCAAGGAGGAGGACCACCGAGCCAAGGGUCUGGGCAUGGAGAACAUCGGGGGCAUCUUCGUGGUGUUGAUCUGCGGCCUCAUCAUCGCCGUGUUCGUGGCCAUCAUGGAGUUUGUCUGGUCCACCCGCCGCUCGGCAGAGACAGACGAGGUACGCCCUCACUGCUGCCCCGGCCAAAACCACAGACACCCUCCAGUAGGUUACUAUGGCAACACACCUCCCGGUGUGCAGUGCAGUGCAAUGUCAGUGUGUCACGAGAUGCUGACCGAGUUCCGCAACGCCAUCUCCUGUAAGAAGACCUCACGCUCUCGGCGGCGGCGGCCCUUGGCCAGCACUGGCGGUGUCCUGCGCCACCCCACCCGCCUCCAGCUGGGUGUCCCAAGACCCAUCCGCCUAGUCCGCGAGAUGCGUCUCAGCAACGGCAAGCUCUACAGUGGCUCGGGCCCCCUGACAGGCGGAGGGGGAGCAGCAGGGGGGGCGUGCGGGGCCGUAGGAGGGGGGCCCUCAGACAUGGGCCCGGGGCCACAGCGCCUCCUGGAGGACCAUCUGGGCUCCAACACUACGCCGCCCCCUCCCCCGCCCGCUGCUGCCACAGCGCCACCCUCCCGGAGCUGUGCCCACGUGCGGAUCUGCCAGGAGUGCCGGCGCAUCCAGAACCUGAGGUCGGCAUCGUCCUUCUCACGCAUCCCGCCCCACCUCGGCCCACACUCUUCUCUGUCCCUGCCCCGCCUCCCGCCACCCCCACCCCCCUCCUCUACCGACAGCGAUGGGGGUGGCUGCGACACAGUGAGCCCCAGGCGGCCCAAACCUAAGCCCACACCCCCUCCGCGGCCCUUACCGCCGGCCAAGACGCCCACCACAGACCUGCUGCUCGGGAAACAAGACUGAGGAACGGAGGGGUCAGACGUGAUAAUAGUCGAGGGUUAAAAGUCAAAGGUCAGGGUAUUUGCAGAGAAACGCGUAGGAACGAGGAGCGGAGGGGGCUGUAAGCUUGUAGCGUAUUGACACGGCAGAAUCAAACCACUCUGAUCCGUUUGAGGGGGUGGAGAAGGGUUCAUUCUCCAGAUACCAACCCAGUCAACACAGUCCUCUUAAACCAGGAGUCGUGCUAAAACAGGAGACUGGUUCAAAAUGGACUAGAUGGUAUAUUCAGACACUGAGAGACUUCAGGAGGGGCCUUCACAUUGCUCCCUCGCUAGUCUAUGCUCUUCUGCCACAGCUCCCGUGAGACGGGCAUGUUAAACCAACCCAUGGUCUCCACUUUGAUCUGCUAUGCCACAGGCUGUCUAUGGAGUGGAAAUGGACUUUUGACCACACACGACCGUUAGCUGCCUACGGUGCAUUGAGAGACCAUGUGGUGCCCGUUCCACAGUAUGCAUAGACGUGUUCAAGCUGCCUGGUUUGGCUUUUGACCCCUCACUCUUUCACUUGGAUCUGGUGGGAGGACUUGACCUAUCCCACAAGCGCUGGAGAGGUUCAGGGGACCAUAGAGACUUCACACACGGACACACGUACACAGAAACUCUUGCGCUUA
Molecule: messenger RNA, 5082 nt
Organism: Oncorhynchus tshawytscha (Chinook salmon)
Lineage: Eukaryota; Metazoa; Chordata; Actinopteri; Salmoniformes; Salmonidae
Product: glutamate receptor ionotropic, kainate 5-like
Exons: 22
Coding region: 1155-4436 (1093 amino acids)
Biological process (GO): synaptic transmission, glutamatergic; monoatomic ion transport; modulation of chemical synaptic transmission
Cellular component (GO): presynaptic membrane; plasma membrane; kainate selective glutamate receptor complex
Molecular function (GO): transmitter-gated monoatomic ion channel activity involved in regulation of postsynaptic membrane potential; kainate selective glutamate receptor activity
Source: RefSeq, a predicted model, not a curated record